This is a messenger RNA of Brassica oleracea var. oleracea, 2206 nucleotides long. RefSeq names its product mannosyl-oligosaccharide 1,2-alpha-mannosidase MNS3. Gene Ontology annotation, biological process: N-glycan processing; carbohydrate metabolic process. NCBI's taxonomy places the organism in Eukaryota, Viridiplantae, Streptophyta, Magnoliopsida, Brassicales, Brassicaceae. Bases 202 to 2055 code for a protein of 617 amino acids. The transcript is spliced from 6 exons. Gene Ontology annotation, molecular function: mannosyl-oligosaccharide 1,2-alpha-mannosidase activity; calcium ion binding. The record is from RefSeq and is a predicted model, not a curated record. Gene Ontology annotation, cellular component: trans-Golgi network; endoplasmic reticulum; endosome.
GAGAGUAAACGAACAAAGAGGAAAGACAUUGGAAGCUUGUGUCAGGUCAAUGCUGUUGCCGUAAGGUUUCAAAACACUUUUUUGAUCUAGAAGAAAAACCGCAUCUUGUUCUCCGGCCGGUUAAGCUUCCGUCUCAGAUCGGCGGCACAACGAACCCGAACCUAAACCGAUCUUCAAUCUGACGAGGGAUCUGAUCUGAGCAUGUCGAAAUCUCUACCGUAUUCAGUGAAAGAUGUUAACUACGACAAUGCCAAGUUCAGACAUCGAUCUCCUUUAAAGGUUCUUUCACAAAGCAUGCUUACUCUUAGCACAAAACGCAACUACGCAAGCUGCAGCACUGGAAAGUUCCUAAUGUUAAUAUUAAUCUUUGGAAUAGGAUGUCUACUACUGAUAAGCAAGGGUCCAAAUGAUUCUGCUCCUAAUGAAAAAGGAAAGGUCACUUUUGUUGGGGGUCUUAGGCUUGGGAAGCUUUUAAGAAAGCCACCUAGGCUUCCACCUCGAUUAUCACCUGACGAAGGACAGUUAAGAGCCAACGGCUCGAACUCUGACCCAAAAUGGGCAGCCAGACAGCAAAGCGUGAAGGAUGCUUUUGACUACGCAUGGUCUGGCUACAGAAAGUACGCAAUGGGUUAUGACGAGCUUAUGCCUAUUAGCCAGAGAGGCGUGGAUGGCUUAGGAGGACUUGGUGCCACUGUGGUCGAUGCUCUUGACACAGCUAUGAUAAUGGGUCAUGAUCACAUCGUUUCCGAAGCGGGAGCGUGGGUGGAGGCUCAUCUCUUGGAGAGGAUCAGUCAAAAGGAUCAAGUUAAUCUGUUUGAAACUACAAUACGUGUUUUGGGUGGGCUUCUAAGUGCGUACCAUCUGAGUGGAGGAGAUAAUAGUACAAUGAACAUGACACAUAACGGUCCAAAACCAGCUGUUUAUCUAAAUGUUGCUAAGGAUUUGGCUGACCGUCUACUUUCAGCUUUCAGCUCGAGUCCUACUCCUGUUCCUUAUAGUGAUGUCAUAUUGCGUGACUCAACCGCUCAUCCAGCUCCAGGAGGGAUGAGCAGUACAGCCGAAGUUGCUUCUGUACAGCUUGAGUUUAAUUACCUCAGUGCUGUUUCUGGUGAUCCGAAGUAUAGUACAGAGGCCAUGAAGGUCUUAGCUCAUAUAAAGACUCUUCCCAAGACAGAAGGUCUUGUUCCAAUCUACAUCAGCCCUCAAUCAGGUGAAUUUGUUGGUGAGAAUAUAAGGUUGGGAUCUCGUGGGGAUAGCUACUAUGAGUAUUUAAUCAAGGUGUGGCUUCAGCAAGGAGGCAAAUUGAACAGUAACUUUACAUAUUUGCAUGAUAUGUACACUGUGGCGAUGAAAGGAGUCAGGCAUUUGCUUGUGCGCAAAUCAAUUCCAAAAGGUCUGGUCUUUGUAGGAGAGUUACCUUACGGGUCCAAGGGAGAGUUCAGUCCAAAAAUGGAUCAUCUGGUAUGCUUCUUGCCUGGUACACUUGCGCUUGGUGCUACCAAGGGACUCACAAAGGAGAAGGCCCUGGCGGAAAAUCUUUUAUCCUUUGAGGAUCUGGAGAAUUUGAAACUUGCAGAAGAGUUAGCGAAAGCAUGCUUUGAGAUGUAUGAAGUAACUGCCACUGGUCUUGCUCCAGAGAUUGCUUAUUUCCACACGGAGGAAUACUCUGAGGAUGGUCUUGAAGGUGGGAAUAAGAGUUCAAUGUAUGCGAAAGAUAUAAUCAUACACCAGGCUGAUCGACAUAAUCUACUGCGCCCUGAAACUGUUGAAUCACUCUUUGUCCUUUAUCGUCUCACAAAAGAUACAAAAUACAGAGAUCAAGGGUGGCAGAUCUUUGAAGCGUUUGAAAAGUACACAAAGGUGAAAACUGGUGGAUACACAUCGUUGGAUGAUGUAACGGAAGUGCCUCCUCUUAGGAGAGAUAAGAUGGAGACAUUUUUCCUUGGUGAAACGUUGAAGUACUUAUACUUGCUCUUUGGAGAUGACUCCGUGAUUCCACUGGAUAAGUUUGUUUUCAACACCGAAGCUCAUCCACUUCCAAUAAAACAUACCUGAAAGUAUGCAUAGUAAUAGUGCCAACUGCAGAAGAGGGUAGUUCGCUGAGAGAACCAAAAAAAAACAGUAACUCUCCAUGUAAGAUAAGUCAUCUCUUUUCUUUGAGAUGAGUUGUAAUCAGACACCAUUGAAAUUACUUACGUUUAGUUUU